Racocetra persica is the source of this 202-nucleotide messenger RNA. NCBI's taxonomy places the organism in Eukaryota, Fungi, Glomeromycota, Glomeromycetes, Diversisporales, Gigasporaceae. The record is from the annotation of a GenBank genome assembly.
CUUGAUGGAAAGUUUUAAUAAACAAACAUCAAACAAGGAAUUAUUUGCUACAGAGCAUAUUAACAAUGAUGCUGACAUUGAAACAUACUUUGAAGAAUCAUUCCAGUGUAAUAAAGAAAUAAAUGAUUUAUGUGCCAAUAUAGAACUAAUAUCUUUGAAAAAAAGUGACUCUUUUACUAACUUUGAUGAGGCUAAAUUCCAU